Messenger RNA from Closterium sp. Naga37s-1, 4290 nucleotides. Lineage: Eukaryota; Viridiplantae; Streptophyta; Zygnematophyceae; Desmidiales; Closteriaceae. The record is from the annotation of a GenBank genome assembly.
AUGACGACCAGCAGCGACACCCAGCCGCAGGAGCCGGCGCAUACCUCGGGACCCGAGGUAGCGCUCGUGUUCAUCGGCGUGUCGCUGGCGCUCGGCGCGCUGUGCCGGCAGGUGCUGAGCAACACGCGCAUCCCGUACACCGUCGCGCUGCUGCUCGUCGGCGUCGGGCUCGGCGCGCUAGAGUAUUAUGUGAACCUGGGACUGCUGGGAGAGAGCAUUCGGAUGUGGGCCAACAUUGAUCCAGAGCUGGUGCUCUACGUCUUUCUGCCCGCACUGCUAUUCGAGAGCGCCUUUUCCUUCGAGUUCCACCAAGUCAAGCGGUGUCUGGUGCAGAUGUUCCUGCUGGCAGUGCCGGGCGUCGCCAUCUCCACUGGCUUCCUCGGAGUCAUCAGCCGAUACGUGCUGCCGUACGGGUGGAACUGGUCGACGGCCAUGCUGCUGGGCGGGCUGCUGAGCGCCACGGACCCCGUGGCCGUGGUGGCUCUGCUGCGCGACCUGGGCGCCUCCAAGAAGCUCAGCACCAUCAUUGACGGCGAGGCGCUCAUGAACGACGGCACGGCCAUAGUGGUGUUCCAGCUGUUCCUGCGCCUCACUCUAGGCUACAGCUACGGCAUCGGGGAUGUCAUCGGCUUCCUCUUCAAGGUCACGCUUGGGGGGGUGGGGUUGGGGAUGGCGUUCGGGGUGGUGAGUCUGCUGUGGCUGCGCACCGUCUUCAGCGACCAUGUCAUCGAGAUCACCAUCAGCCUCACCGCCUCCUACAUGGCCUUCUUUGUCGCUAACGACGUGGCCAAAACAUCGGGAGUGCUUUCAGACAUGACGCUUGGCAUCAUGUUUGCCAUAUUCGCCAAGACGGCAUUCACAGGGGAGAGCGAGCAGGGCAUGCACCACUUCUGGGAGAUGGUGUCCUACAUCGCCAACACGCUCAUCUUUGUGCUCAGUGGAGUGGUGAUAUCGGAGAGCAUACUCCAGAACGCCAACUACAUCAAAGGCGCGGACUGGGGCUACAUGAUUCUGCUCUACGUGUUCGUGCAGCUGUCACGGGUGGUGGUGGUGGGAGUGCUGUACCCCGGGCUGGCCAGCAGCGGCUACGGGCUCACGUGGAAGGAGGCCAUCAUCCUCGUCUGGUCGGGCCUGCGCGGUGCCGUUGCCCUCACGCUCGCCCUGCUCGUCAGCCACGAGCCGGUAACAGAAAACAUCACUAAAGAAACAGAAGCCAGGUUCAUGUUUCUGACGGGCGGGGUGGUGUUCCUGACUCUCAUAGUGAACGGCAGCACCACGCAGUUCGUGCUCGCCGCACUCAAGAUGAACGCCACCUCCGACAUCAAGAAGCGGGUGGUGAACUUCACGCGCCAGGAGCUGUGUGAGUACGCAGUGAAGACAUUCGAGGAGAUAGGAGACGAUGAGGAGCUGGGGCCAGCGGAGUGGGCCACCGUCAACGAGUACCUCACCUGCCUCAAGCAGCCCGCCUCCCACGGAACCCUCUCAGCCAGCGCCUUCCUGAGCCGAUUCGGAGGCUCGGGGACUGGUUCGGGGGGAGGGUCGGGGGUGGGGGUGAGGAAGAGCCACCCGCAUGAUCACAGCCAGUCGCACGAGCAGCUGCGCGCGCAGCAGCUGCAUGACACCCGCCUCAGGUUCCUCAACGGCGUGCAGGCGGCGUACUGGAGCAUGCUGGAGGAGGGGCGCGUCAACCAAACAGCCGCCAUGCUGCUCAUGCAGGCCGUGGCGGAGGCCGUCGACCUCACCACGCAGCAGCGGCGCCUGCUGCUGUGGAAAGCCCUGGAGCCGCACGUGCGCAUGCCGCGCUACCUGCGCCUCUUCCACCGCCGCCUGCGCCGCCUGCUGCCACAGCGCGCCCUCAACUGGGUCACCGUCGACCGCCUCGAGCUGGCGGCUUCCAUGAGUGCUGCUUACAUCCGUGCUCUCCGGCAUGCCCGGCAACAGCUGCGAGACUUUCUCAAGGACAGCCCGAUAUGCGAAGCAGUUAUUCUGGAGAGCGAGGAGGAGGAGACACCGGCCAAGAGGUUCAUGGAGGACGUGCGCCUCAAUUUCCCCGAGGUCCUCACCAUCAUCAAGACCAAGCAGGUCACACACGCCAUCCUGCAGGGCCUGCACGGGUACGUGGAGAAUCUCGAGCACGCGGGGCUGCUGGACCAGCGCGAGGUGAUGCAUCUGCACAAGGCGGUGCAGGCGGACAUGAAGAAGCUGCAGCGCAGCCCGCCGUUUGUGGCGAUGCUGCCAGCGGGGGAGGUGCUGGCGAGGCAGCCGCUCAUUGGAGCGCUGCCGGCGGACAUCCGCCUGGCGCUGCUGCAGCCGCUCAAAGAGGCCACCAAACUCUCCGGUGCCUCGCUCUUCCACGAAGGGCAGCCCGCCCAGGGCGUCUGGCUCAUCGCCUCCGGUACCGCCAAGUGGACGUCAGCGCGGGCAGAGGCAGAGGCGGAGGCGCACGGGCACCGGUUCAUCCCGCCGCUGUUUGCACACGGCAGCUCCGUGGGGCUGUAUGAGACGCUGAGAGGGUGUGCGUACAUGAGCACGGUGGCAGCAGACAGCGUGCUGCACUGCUUCUUCAUUGACAGACAGCGCAUCAUGGAUGCUGCAGGCAGCAGCGAUGCCAUUGAGGACUUUCUGUGGAAGGAGAGCUGUCUGGAGGUGGUGAGGGUGCUGCAACCAGAGGAGUUCGGAGCGCUCUCAAUGCACGAGCUGCGCGUGCUGCUCACAGACUCAGCGCACCUCCUCACCUGCCGCCCGGGAGACACCCUGGACCUGCUGCCCUCGCAAGUGGCGGUGCUGCUGCUCGGCUCCGUGCGCCCCGUCGACCUCUCCCUCGCCAACGCCUCCGCCUCUGCCUCUGCCAUUCCUUUCUCUGGAUCCGCCCUUGCUGCUUCUCACCCUGGUUCAGAUGCAGAUGUCGUGCAAGGGGGUGAUCCAGGCGAGGGAGAUAGGCUGCUGGGCGGUGGCAGUGGGGAGAAUGGGGAUGGAGGAGGAGGGAAGAGCAACGGGGAGCAACGGGGAGAGGGUGAAGGAGGUGGGAGGGAUGGGCGAGUGGAGGAUGGCGUGCUGGUGGCUGUUGAUGCUCCCGCGUUGCUCACAGCACAGCCACUGCCAGCCGCAGCCCCUGAGCGGGCAGUGUAUGGGGACAGCGCUGCCAUGCUGCACGGGCGCUACUCCGCUCUCUCCCUCUGCAAGCUGCUUGUCAUCCACAUGCCCCGCGACCUCAUGUCUGUCCAAAACACGCCCACCAGGUCGUUCCACGUGCACCGCCCGCAGGCCACGCACGACCACGACGGGCUGCUGCGCUUCGGAGCAGAGGGCGCCGAGGAGGGCACCCUCAAUGAAGCACUGCUGGCCGCCGUGGGGGCGGGGGAGCACGCAGGCGGGAGCAGUGGGGCAGCACGGGGCGAGGAGGGCUUGGGGUGGGUGGGCGAGGAGGCGGCGAGUGAGAUGACGAUGCCGCGCGGGAGCGAGCUGGCGGAGGCGCUGAGGGACCGCUCGGUGGUGGACCAGGCGCUCAUGGAGCGAGCCAUGGAGCUCAGUGUGUUCGGCAGCAAGCUGAACCUGAGACCGCGCAGACCGACGGACACGUCACCGCACCACCACGCGCAGCUGCACUACAGCCAUGUGCACGCGCACUACCACAGCCACUACAACCUGCACGCCGCGCGAGUCAGCCCUGCCCCCUCCCCGGCCUCCGCUCUCUUCACCGCCUCUCAGCCGCACCUGCUGCCUGGUUUCGGCCGCCAGGCUGGACAGCCGGUCAAUCGCGCCGCCACGUCAUCAGGCGCCAGCGCGCGCAAAUCGAGCGAUCCCAACAUUGUCGAAUCGAUGCGCAGCGGCCUGGUCAGCGCUGCAGCACAGGGACAGCUGGCACGGGGCGGGGCGCACAGCACGUCGCUGUCUGCGAUCUUGCCGUCCCUUUACGCAGCGGCUGGGUCACGAACUCCGGGCAGUGAUGGUGGUGGUGAUGGUGUGAAAGGCGAUGGGGUGUCGAGGGACGGUGGUGCUGCAGGAGAUGUGGCAAAGCCUGAAGUUCCCCGUGCUUUUAUCCCACCACGUCAGCCUUCAUCCUCAGCCCCAACCUCGUCCAGUGCCAUUCCUCUAGAACAGCAACCGGAUUCAGCAGGAGCGGCGUUGCUAGGGAAUGCACCAAGGAAAGAAAUUAGGGGAGGCCCAUCGCGUCAACUUCACCCAAUUCCGUCCGCGCCCAAUGAAAGGGUGGGUGAUGAUAGUGACGAGGAGGAUGGCGCUGGAGAGGAUCAUGUUGUCUCUAUCGACUCUCCUAGUCGCCUGUUUUGA